UUUAAUAAUCGCUAUUUCUCUCUCAUUUGUGCGCUCAAUUAUUAAAUUUUUUGAUUAUUAAAGCUUUCUUGUCGAAAUUCUUCUAGUUGUUGAACUUCUGCAUAGUACAAGAGUGAAGUAAAGUGCCUCUCAAGUGACCUCUAAACUAAAUGAAGCAAAAACUAUUUCUAACUAAUGCACAUGCCACAGCUCAUAGAUUUUUAAUUUUGAUUUUGUAAGCUAUUUGAAAGCUCCACUGCAAUUAAUUGACUCUCUUUUGUUUGCAUAAAUAAUUUUAAUUUAAAUUUUAAAUUUGUAAACUAAAAUACAAAAUUCUAAUAAAUUAAUUUGAAUGCUUUUUGGGGCCAAAAAAGCACAGUCAAACGUCAAAGCUCAACACCAAAACUAAAGCUCCCCAUUAUCGGUGUCACCUUUUAGUUUCCUCUUCCAUGCGCAUGCUGUUGAGUACACUACUUUUGCCAACUGCCAUGCUCGUAUGACUUUUCAACCGAUUUCAAUGUUCAGUAAUCGCGCGAUUGCCAACAAGUAAGGUACGCCAACUGAACGCGAAAGUGAGCUAAAAAAAAAACCAAAAGCUAAUAGCUUAGAGUGAAUAAAGGCUGCAGAAAAAAAACGGUGUUGUGAUCAAUAAACGGUGUGGAAAGGGCCGAACGUGCAAUAAUCGCCUAUCUUAAAAGCAAUAAGUUGAAGCAACAAUAAUAAAAACAACAUGUCAGCUAAAGCAGAUAUUGCCUUGAUCGGUUUGGCCGUCAUGGGUCAGAAUCUCAUUUUGAACAUGAAUGAUAAUGGCUUCGUGGUGUGCGCCUACAAUCGCACCGUCGAGAAGGUCAACCAAUUUCUGCAGAAUGAGGCCAAGGGCACAAAAGUGAUCGGCGCUACUUCGUUGCAGGAUAUGGUGAACAAAUUGAAGUUGCCACGUAAAAUUAUGCUUUUGGUCAAGGCCGGCAGCGCUGUGGACGACUUCAUCAAACAAUUGUUGCCACUACUAUCGCCCGGCGAUGUAAUCAUCGACGGUGGCAAUUCCGAGUAUCAAGAUACCGCACGUCGUUGCGAUGAAUUGCGCGCUAAACGAAUUUUGUACGUUGGUUCGGGAGUGAGCGGUGGCGAAGAGGGUGCGCGUCAUGGACCAUCACUCAUGCCCGGCGGUCAUCCGGAAGCGUGGCCACUCAUACAACCCAUUUUCCAGUCAAUUUGCGCAAAAGCCGACAACGAGCCAUGCUGCGAGUGGGUCGGCGAAGGUGGUGCUGGACAUUUUGUCAAAAUGGUACAUAACGGUAUUGAGUAUGGUGAUAUGCAAUUGAUUUGCGAAGCGUAUCAAAUCAUGAAAGCGCUUGAUCUGUCACAAGCCGAAAUGGCUACAGAGUUCGAGAAGUGGAACAGCGAAGAAUUGGAUUCAUUCCUCAUCGAAAUCACACGUGACAUUUUAAAUUAUCAGGAUGAGAAAGGUUUUCUGUUGGAGCGCAUACGCGACACAGCUGGACAAAAGGGUACAGGAAAGUGGACAGCCAUUGCUGCGCUGCAAUACGGUGUACCUGUAACGCUAAUCGGUGAAGCGGUAUUUUCACGUUGCCUAUCCGCGUUGAAGGAUGAACGUGUGGCGGCAAGCAAACAAUUGAGCGGACCCGGCGUAUCGGCAAAGGUUGCGGAUCUACCAAAGUUCUUGAAUCACAUCAAGCAUGCAUUGUACUGCGCCAAAAUCGUUUCGUACGCGCAAGGCUUCAUGUUGAUGCGUGAGGCGGCCAAAGAGAAUAACUGGAACCUGAAUUAUGGUGGCAUUGCGUUGAUGUGGCGUGGCGGUUGCAUUAUUCGCAGUGUGUUCUUGGGUAACAUCAAGGAUGCCUACACCCGCAAUCCACAACUCUCGAACCUGCUGUUGGAUGACUUCUUCAAGAAGGCAAUUGAAGUUGGCCAAAACUCAUGGCGUCAAGUUGUCGCCAACGCCUUUCUGUGGGGCAUUCCUGUACCAGCUCUUUCGACCGCGCUCUCGUUCUACGAUGGCUAUCGCACCGAAAAAUUACCCGCCAACUUGUUGCAAGCGCAACGCGAUUACUUUGGCGCACACACUUAUGAACUCUUAGGUGCUGAGGGUAAAUUUGUGCACACCAAUUGGACCGGCACUGGUGGCAAUGUCUCCGCCAGUACAUACCAGGCGUAAAGCAUAUACACGCCACAAAAUGCCGCAACUUUAGCUUUUUAAAAGGCAUUCCAAUUUCUUAGCAAAUAAUUAGCAAUUAAUUUCAUAUCCGUAUGUAAUUACUUUAAACGCAUUACAUACAUACAUACAUACAUGCAUGCAUGUACAGAAAUGGUGUAAAUAAAAAUAUUACAAGUGGCUAUUAAAAGAAAACCAAUUCUUAACAUUUAAA
Molecule: messenger RNA, 2366 nt
Organism: Bactrocera oleae (olive fruit fly)
Lineage: Eukaryota; Metazoa; Arthropoda; Insecta; Diptera; Tephritidae
Gene: Pgd
Product: phosphogluconate dehydrogenase
Biological process (GO): pentose-phosphate shunt, oxidative branch; pentose-phosphate shunt
Cellular component (GO): cytosol
Molecular function (GO): phosphogluconate dehydrogenase (decarboxylating) activity; NADP binding
Source: RefSeq, a predicted model, not a curated record